CAUCGGCGUCUACGGGUCUGGAAGUGGUUGCCACUUACCGAGCGGCUGGGGAUGGAGGCUUCGCGCUGUCGGCUCGGAACCAGCGGUGAUAGCAGUGCCUUUGAAGAUGAGACCAUGAAGCUUCGACAGCUGAAGCUGGAUAAUCAGAGAGCACUACUAGAGAAGAAGCAGAGAAAAAAGCGUCUUGAACCACUUAUGGUACAGCCAAACCCGGAAGCCAGGCUACGUCGGUCAAAGCCAAGAGGCAGUGAGGAGCACACUCCUUUGGUGGAACCUCAUACCCCUCACAACAAUGUCAUCCUGCAUGGCAUUGAUGGUCCAGCUGCCUUCAUGAAGCCAGAUGCUCAAGAUUUGGAGACCAAAGUUCAUGUUCUCUCAGUAAGCUCCUCUUCUCCAGAAGAGGAAACUGAAGGAAACACUGAUGGGGAAAAUACUUUGGACACUGCUUCCAAGCCUGAUCUUCAGGAGAUUCUCCAAAAACAUGGCAUCUCAGGUAGCUUGAAUUUUGAUGAGGAGGAGACUGAUGGGGAAGAAGAAGAAAGAAGGAAAUUAAGAUCUCCUUCACCGAAUUCAGAAACAGAGAGACCCAAUUCUGCAUCCAGCCAGAAAUCAACCCCAGAUACAGGAGCUUCUAGUACUGCAGCCCAACAGGCUGAUAACCAGCUGGGAGAAGUGGAGAAUUUAGAGGACUUUGCAUAUAGUCCUGCUCCUCGAGGUAUCACAGUAAAGUGUCGGAUAACCAGGGAUAAAAAGGGAAUGGAUCGGGGUCUCUUCCCUACGUACUAUAUGCACCUGGAAAAGGAUGAAAAUCGGAAGAUAUUUCUUCUUGCAGGUAGAAAGCGGAAAAAGAGCAAAACAUCCAACUACCUUAUUUCCACUGAUCCAACAGAUUUAUCUCGUGAGGGGGAAAGUUAUAUUGGCAAACUCAGGUCCAACCUCAUGGGGACCAAGUUUACAGUUUAUGACCACGGAGUCAGCCCCACCAAGGCCCAGGGUCUGGUGGAAAAGGCCCAAAACCGACAGGAGCUGGCGGCCAUCUGUUAUGAAACAAAUGUGCUUGGAUUUAAGGGACCUAGGAAAAUGUCUGUGAUUAUUCCAGGGAUGAACAUGAAUCAUGAACGGAUCCCAUUUCGGCCACGAAGUGACCAUGAGAGCUUAAUUUCAAAAUGGCAGAACAAAACCAUGGAGAACUUGAUUGAAUUGCACAACAAGGCCCCGGUCUGGAACGAUGACACUCAGUCCUACGUCCUGAACUUCCAUGGCCGCGUCACGCAGGCAUCUGUGAAGAACUUUCAGAUAGUUCAUGAAAAUGAUCCUGACUAUAUAGUCAUGCAGUUUGGGCGUGUGGCAGACGACGUGUUCACUCUGGACUACAACUACCCGCUAUGUGCCCUGCAGGCCUUUGCCAUUGGGCUUUCUAGCUUUGACAGCAAGCUGGCAUGCGAAUGAGGGAAAAGCAAGCUUAACUGGGCUUUCUCACUACAGAGCUUUCAAGAGCAGAUAGUUACUUUCCUAGCCCCAGGACACAAAGAACAACACUGCCCCUUUUGGAAAGAUCCCUGAAUGUAUCUCUGGGUGUGUGUGUGUCUGUGUUUGUUUACACACACAGACAUACACACACAUAUGUACACACUUCUUGGAUUUUAUAGACUUGGUCAUGGGUCACAGUUCAGUGCGGGUAAGAGCUUGUUGAAAGCACAAUGAAGGUUCUUGUCCGCAGCACAUUGUUGACUCCUGAGGUUAUUGUCUGCAGAUUCCGCAUCUCAAGAGUCUGAAUUCCCUAUGCUUGGAAACUUUCAGCUAGAAUCAGGUUCUAAUGAUUAAAUAUUUGGGUCUCUUUUUAAAGACCUUUUCAGAGAGGAGCAGCUCCCUAAAUUGCCUUUGUUCUCCAGGGCAGAGGUUGUCAAUUUUUUUCUGCAAAUGGCCAGAUAGUAAUUAUUUUGGGCUUUGCACGCCAUAUGAUCUCUCUCAUGACUACUCAACUCUGCUGUUGAAGCACAAAAAAGCAACCGUAGUCAGUUUGUAAAUGAGUGAGUGGGGCUGUACUCUAAUAAAACUUUGUUUACAAAAAUGGCCAGCAGGCCAGAUUUGACCUGUGGGCCAUAGUCUGCUGGUUCCUGCUUCACAUCAGUCUGCAUCAUUUAUGGGCUCGGGCUUCUUCUAAAAUGGGCCUCUGGUUGUGAGAUCCUGCUAGUGAAAAAUGGGCAUGUCUGGAAAGCAACAAUCCUGUAGAUUGGAGCUAAAGAGGUAGUCAGGCUGCAUUCACUGUGAUGUAGUUUUUACCUUGGGUAAGGAUGGUUUUUGGAUUAUCAUCUGCCAUUAGGACCAGGAAAGUCCAAGGUCAGUGAUCAUCUUAAGUCCACACAGGUGACCUGACUGUGCUAUCCCAGCCAGCUUACUCAGGGGAACAGGCAAUGCCAGCCACUUUACCCACCCUAACAGAAAAAUUUAGGCUCACUAGGAUCUAGAACCAUCCAUGCCUUAUCAGAGGAAGUGUGGUAUUUGUUCUGAGAGCUGGCUUGUUUUCCUUUUGGAGCUAAGAAGCUACCGAUGUCACUGUCCCUCCCUUCCCUGUCUCCCCUUGGAGGUUGGCUGGCACCAGUCUCAAAGUGGCCGUGGCCAGAUUUGUGAUCAGUUAUGUGAGAAUUUGGUAUAAUUAUCAUAGUUUCAGGUUAAGCCUUAAGGUAUAGGCUAUGGAGAUGUCUUAGUCUAGUUAAGACUGAGAGUGAUUUUCAACCAGGAGUGCCUCCCACAACUGUCACUAUGGAGCCAUUAGGAGAGGGGUCCUAAGCACCUGUAGACAGUGUAAGAGGUAAGAAGGGAACGUUAUCCAUAGAAACCUGGGAGCAAGAGAGGCUCUGGAGAGAACCGGGGAGCUGGCUCUUGAGCUUUGCAGACCUUAUUGGGCCUUUCUCCUUGAUCUAAAUAUGAACAGCUCCCUAAAGUCUGGCUCCUUGGUCCAGAUUGUGCUCCUGUCACUUUUCCUCACAGUUAUAAGAUUUUUCCUAGUCUUUGAGAUUAUUAGCACCUCCCAACAAAUCAUAUGACCCUUAUAUGGUCACCAGCCCCAGAAUGUAUCUAAAUCUUGAGAACUUAAGAAUUCGUGAGCUCUAUACGUUCAGCAUUGUUCAUCUCCCAAGCCUCUGUGCACUGAGCUGUAGGCCAGCGUGGGGCAGGGUAUUAGUGGCUCCUGCUCCUGUCUGUUCCCCUGCGGGGGACUUUCCUUGCUCUCUGUUCCUAUUGCUCCUGACUCCAUGUCAUCCGGCCAUGCGAAGGAGAGGGACCUGGGAGAUGAAAAGACCCUGUGCUUAGGCCCCCCUGACAAGUCCUGCCUGCUUUAUUUCGGUAUGAUUGGUGUCCAUCUCAGGCAAUCUUCCCAUGAAGUGCCCAUUUCCAGAAGCAUCCCAAGGCCCUUCAGAAACCUGCCACCCACUGUCCUGAUGCACCGCCAACCAGUCACACAUAUUGAAGACAGAAGUCUCUUCACUCAGUUAUGUCCAAAUGCAACAUAUGACAGCAUCUGGGGAAGGGGAGUCCACAGUGGGGCGACUGGACCUAAUUCUGCUGCCUCCUCCCCUCGGGCUAGGAGAGAUUUAUACCCCAAGUAUAAAUGCUUUCUGCAUGGGUGUACAGGUGGUUGAGUUUACACAAAUUGUAUUUAUACCUUUUGUAUGCUACAGAAAUAAAAGAUAAUUUAUAUAAAA
This is a messenger RNA of Choloepus didactylus (southern two-toed sloth), 3704 nucleotides long. It is a transcript of the gene TULP3, whose product is annotated as TUB like protein 3. Gene Ontology annotation, biological process: protein localization to cilium. Gene Ontology annotation, cellular component: cilium. The coding region runs from base 52 to 1449 and encodes 465 amino acids. Lineage: Eukaryota; Metazoa; Chordata; Mammalia; Pilosa; Megalonychidae. The transcript has 11 exons. The record is from RefSeq and is a predicted model, not a curated record.